Messenger RNA from Acipenser ruthenus (sterlet), 4309 nucleotides. Its product is annotated as integral membrane protein DGCR2/IDD-like. Lineage: Eukaryota; Metazoa; Chordata; Actinopteri; Acipenseriformes; Acipenseridae. Bases 238 to 1920 code for a protein of 560 amino acids. Gene Ontology annotation, molecular function: protein binding. The record is from RefSeq and is a predicted model, not a curated record. The transcript has 11 exons. Gene Ontology annotation, cellular component: membrane.
AGUGGCGUGUUUGGGAUUGUUGUGAGGGGAGGAGGACGCCAUCUUCUUUUCCCUGCAACUGAACUGCAGACAGGGAGAGGCGGUGUUUGAGGGAUUAUGUUUUAGAUUCGCGUUUCUAAAGCUAGCUUUCCAAAGAGGUCACCGGGAUCUCAUUAGUAACAUACACAGCAAACGCAGGCUGAAGUUUUUGUUGGUUUAUUUUAUCUGUAUAAGAAGGGUAUGAUGAAUGGAGGAUAAAUGUUGCUCAAAGCUGACAGCAGCAGUUUCGUCCUCCUUCUCUGUCUUCUUUUUGCUUUGAGUCUCACGGAUCCACCGCGGGCAGGUCCACGGCUAGCUCUGGCACGACUGUUGUCAGAGCUCCGGUGUAACCCUGGCCAGUUUGCCUGCCACAGUGGCACCAUCCAGUGUAUCCCCUUGUCCUGGCAAUGCGAUGGCUGGCCAACCUGUGAAGAUGAGAGCGAUGAAAUGGACUGCCCCAGUAUAACUGUGGAUCAGAGAUCCCGACAUGGGAAGGAGAGCAUUGAUAACAGGCACAGCCAUGGCAGAUCCGGAGAGGCCCCCCACUUUCACGCUGGCAGCGGGGAGAAGUCUCUGCCCUUUAGCAAGAAGUGCCCUACAGGAUGGCAUCACUAUGAGGGAACGGCCAGCUGUUACAGGGUGUAUUUAAACAGUGAGAACUACUGGGACGCUGUUCAUACAUGCCAGAGAGUCAACGGGUCCCUGGCUACGUUCGCCACCGACCAGGAGCUGAGGUUCAUUCUCGCACAGGAGUGGGACUUUGAGGAGAGAACUUCUGGACGCAAAGACCAGCGCAGGUUUUGGGUUGGCUAUCAGUAUGUCAUCACAAACCGAAGCCGCUCACUCGAAGGACGCUGGGAAGUGGCUUAUAAAGCAGGUUCCACAGAGGUAUUUUUACCCCCAGAGAGGGUGCCUAUUUUUGGGACAACAAUGCCAGAUCAUGAAAAUGUUUUAUGUGCACAGCUGCAGUGGUUCCAUUUACCAACAAUUCGCAACUAUGGGCUGCACAGUUGGUAUGCUGAAAACUGCUAUGAGAAAUCUGCUUUCCUCUGCAAGAGAAGCCAGACGUGUGUGGAUAUCAAGGAUAACGUUGUGGGUGAAGGGUUCUACUUCACUCCGAAGGGCAAUGACCCCUGCCUGAGCUGCACGUGUCACAAGGGUGAGCCGGAGAUGUGUGUGGCGGCUCUGUGCGAGCGACCUCAGGGCUGCCAGCACUUCCGCAAAGACCCCAAAGAGUGCUGCAAGUUCACCUGCCUCGACCCAGAUGGAAACAGUCUGUUUGACUCGAUGGCCAGUGGGAUGCGCCUGAUCGUCAGCUGCAUCUCCUCCUUCCUCAUCCUGUCUCUGCUGCUGUUCAUGGUGCACAGACUCCGCCAGAGACGCAGGGAAAGAAUCGAGUCUCUCAUUGGUGGAAACUUGCACCACUUCAACCUGGGUCGCAGAAUGCCCGGUUUGGAUUACGGACCGGAUGGGUUUGGCACAGGUCUGACUCCGCUGCACCUUUCAGACGAUGGCGAGGGAGGGGCUUUUCACUUCCAUGACCCUCCACCUCCUUACACGGCCUUCAAAUACCCUGAUAUACAGCACCCUGACGACCCCCCGCCCUCUUAUGAGGCAUCCCUCAACCCAGCAACCAUACUGAUUGUCAGUCUAAAUGAGAACAAUUCUCAGACACAUCGGAGCAUUCAGCCACCUAUAGAAACCAGCGAUCUACACCCGGAAACGACAGAGGAAAGAGCAGAGGAAGGUUCCACUUUAGAACAGUCUUCAGAAGAACUCGAGGAUUCCAUCGACAGUAGCACUCUGCUCGUCCCACCAGAUUCACCUACUGAUGAAACUACAGCGACAGAAACUGCAGUGACAAGCUGCGACAGUAACUGUUCACUAAAUACUGUGGUGUAAAAAACAACGUUAAAUGGUUAUUUUGCGGUCGAAUGAGUAGAGGAGCUACUUGCACACUGCUGUACAGAGAGAAGAGGAACGCUAGUCAGACGUCUUUAGUAGUGUUAUGAAACACUCUGCUUUCAUGUUUCAGUUUAGCGUCACUUUUUUUGUUGUGUAAAUAGAGAUUGUGAAAUCCCUGCAUGUUUCCAUGGAGGAAACUAAAACAAGGUUCUUUAGGGAAUUAGAAAACAAAAGAAAUGAGGCAGCUUUUUGUUAUUUUUAAAAAGAAACCAUGAAUUUGCAUCUGAAUGUGGAUUAUCUUGAGUAAAAUGAACUUGGGACUGAAAGACUGAACUGUGGAGAAAUGUCUGUGUGCUUAAUACAUACCACCCGCACAGAGAGCUGGAAACUUUAGAAGGCUUGAACUUUCUCUCCAGUAAAGGCAGAACGAUCUUCUUGAAAAAUCGAAUUGGAUUUCACAAUGCAUUUGUUUGUUUUUUUGUAAAUAUGGGUCUCUAUAUUUUGGAGUUGAUCUAAUGAGCUGAUGUGCAAAUGUUUAAAGUUUCUGUGUCUAGAAAAAGACAGGGAAAUAGAAAGGAUCCAUUUGGACUUUGCAGUGGUCGGAUUAAAAAUUAGUGGUCCUUAUCCAUGCAGCAAGGCUUAAUUGUAUAGUAAUCGGUAACAUUGACUCCCCCCAGACAACGUUUUUUUUUUUUAUUGGGGUAGAUAUGAGAUGUACUUCCAUGUUCGAUACCCUUUUGUGUAGAUUUGAAACAAUACUCAAAGUACAUCUUGAAAUUAUUUUACAUUGGGAUUCAUCUACUUCAUCUCUGGGAGAAAACUAUAUUUGUUAUAGUGUAACAAUUUCUAUUUGUGAACAAACAAUUACCCUCCACAAAAAAAGGAUUUGGUGUAGUUGUUUUAUACUAUGCUUUAAUACUAGUAUGUUUUUGUUCUAUUCAAGUUUAAUGCUUACAGUUUAAAUGAUCAUGAAAAAGUAUAGCUGUUUUUUGGGGGUUUUUUUAAAAAAAAAAUUCCCAUGGCAGACAGUUCAAAACUAAACAUUUUGCACAUCACUGAUGUAUUGAAGCGGGAAAUUCUGAAACUUUUAUUAAAUCACUGCACAAACACAUAUUUACAUUUUUGUAUGUAAACUGGUCAGAUUGUCCUUCAUUUGUGCAAAAUGUCAUGUAGUUGUGUUUUUUUUUUUGUGGUUUAGUGGGGCUACAUUUUAUUGGCAAAUGAAUGGUCCUACCACUGAUUGUUUUAGAUUAGAUUUUAUGUUUUUUUUUUUUUUUUUCAAUGGUGUAUAAUGGGCCAAGCAGACACCGCUUGCAUUUCCCAUUUAGUAGCAUUCAAAAUGUAAGUGGUACAGUGUUAACAAACCUAACCUCCUGUCUUUUACAUGCAGCAUUUACAUUGUUUCUGCAAGUCAAAAACCCAGGACAACACCCACACAGACUAAUGUGUGUGGCUCUACAGACUUAUGAAUCAGAGAUUAAUAACUGCAAUGAUUUUUAACAUGUCAUUCUAUGCCAGUCAAAGCAGGACCAACAUUGAUCAAAGGGACAGGCAAUCUGGUCCUGUAGGGCCAUUCUGCGCUACAUUUAAUGAUAGAAGGAAACUGCUCUGGAACCUGGUUAGUGGCCCAAUAGGGUCAAUUAAACAGUUCGGAACAUGGUUGGAAUAAGUACCUAUUCUGGAAGUGUUCUAUCACUGUUCCUGUACAUAAGAAGAAAUAUUUAUUGGAAAGUUUAGAUCCAUAGUGAAGUCCAGUGAAAGGACAUGGUUUGCCCUGGAUUGUGUUCAUAAAUUAAUGAAUCCGGUAUUGUAGAAAUGAUGAACUGCAGUCAUGUUUCUGAACCAUCUUGGUACUAGAGAAAAUGCUUCUCAUGGUGGUCUAAUUGAUCUGUAGCUUCCUAAUGGAAACAUUACCAUUACAAAAAUAAAAAAAAGUCCAAUAUCUGAACUCCAUUUGAGUCACCUGUGUUUCAAUGUCUCUGAGGACUCACAUUGGCUACACAGAAUGUAACACAGUAUAAAAUUAAUUUCAAUUGGAAAUACCAUUCAAACGCCACACACACACUAUUACUACCUAUAUAUAUAUAUACCAUAUUCCAAAUAUUUCUGUAUAAUCUGGGUGUGUUUUGGGCCACUGUGAGCAUCCACUUAUUUGUAUUUUAUUCUCUCAAUCAAGUUUGAUUUUACAAAAUGUUUGCAAGUACAGUAGUUCCAGUAAAUUGUGAUACAAUUAAACUGUGGCAGUGUAACAGAACACAUGUUGAUCUGAAAUGAUAUGCUGUCUCAUAACAUUUGAUACUGUUCAUGCUGUACCUGUCUUUUUUUGUUUUAGGUUUUCUUUUUUUCCUUCACAACACUAAGAAUAAAGUUCUUUUUUUUUUCUCAA